AUGUUCAUGGCCUCCAGGAUCCAGACCCGCGCCUUCUCGGCGUCGGCGAGAAACCUCUCCAAGGUCACCGUCCUCGGUGCCGCCGGUGGCAUCGGCCAGCCGCUGUCCCUCCUCUUGAAGCUCAACCCCAGAGUGACCGAGCUCGCCCUCUACGACAUCCGUGGUGCCCCUGGCGUUGCCGCCGAUGUGUCGCACGUCAACACCAAGUCCAACGUCAAGGGCUACGAGCCGACCGCCAGCGGCCUGGCUAGCGCGCUCAAGGAUGCCGAGAUCGUCCUGAUCCCCGCUGGCGUGCCCCGCAAGCCCGGCAUGACCCGCGACGACCUGUUCAACACCAACGCCUCCAUCGUGCGCGACCUGGCCAAGGCCUGUGCCGAGUCGGCCCCCAACGCCAACAUCCUAGUCAUCAGCAACCCGGUCAACUCGACCGUGCCCAUCUGCGCCGAGGUGUUCAAGGCCCGCGGCGUCUACAACCCCAAGCGCCUCUUCGGCGUCACCACCCUCGACGUCGUGCGCGCCUCGCGCUUCGUCAGCGAGAUCAAGAAGACCGACCCGGCCGACGAGAAGAUCACCGUCGUCGGCGGCCACAGCGGCGUGACCAUUGUGCCGCUCUUCAGCCAGAGCAACCACCCGGACCUCUCCUCCAACGCCGAGCUGGUCAAGCGCGUGCAGUUUGGCGGCGACGAGGUCGUCAAGGCCAAGGACGGCGCCGGCUCCGCCACCCUGUCCAUGGCCAUGGCCGGCGCCCGCAUGGCCGAGUCGCUGCUCCGCGCCUCCCAGGGCGAGAAGGGCGUCACCGAGCCCACCUUUGUCGACAGCCCGCUCUACAAGGACCAGGGCAUCGACUUCUUCAGCUCCCAGGUCGAGCUGGGCCCCAACGGCGUCGAGAAGAUCCUGCCCAUCGGCAAGGUCGACGCCGUCGAGGAGAAGCUGAUCGAGGCCUGCCUGGCGGACCUCAAGGGCAACAUCGAGAAGGGCAAGAAAUUCGUUGCUGAGAACCCCGGCAACUAA
Messenger RNA from Chaetomium globosum CBS 148.51, 1011 nucleotides. RefSeq names its product malate dehydrogenase, mitochondrial precursor. Gene Ontology annotation, biological process: tricarboxylic acid cycle; malate metabolic process. The record is from RefSeq and is a predicted model, not a curated record. The transcript is spliced from 3 exons. The coding region runs from base 1 to 1011 and encodes 336 amino acids. NCBI's taxonomy places the organism in Eukaryota, Fungi, Ascomycota, Sordariomycetes, Sordariales, Chaetomiaceae. Gene Ontology annotation, molecular function: L-malate dehydrogenase (NAD+) activity. Gene Ontology annotation, cellular component: cytoplasm; mitochondrion.